This is a messenger RNA of Fusarium sp. VM40, 348 nucleotides long. NCBI's taxonomy places the organism in Eukaryota, Fungi, Ascomycota, Sordariomycetes, Hypocreales, Nectriaceae. The record is from the annotation of a GenBank genome assembly.
AUGGCCACCGGAGCGCAAUCAUUUUACGAGCUGUACCGCCGAAGCAGUAUCGGUCUCGCUUUGACGGAUACCCUCGAUGAUCUCAUCAGUGAUGAGCGUAUCAACCCCCAGCUUGCUAUGAAGAUUCUGGGCAACUUUGAUCAAGCCAUCACCGAGGCGCUGCAGAAGAAUGUUAAGGCUCGUCUUCAAUUCAAGGGAAGCCUCGAUACAUACAGAUUCUGCGACGAAGUUUGGACUUUCUUGAUCAAGAACGUGACCUUCAAGAUGGAUAGUGGAAGUCAAUCGGUCACGGCGAACAAGGUCAAGAUUGUCAGUUGCAAUGCAAAGAAGCCUGGCGAGGGACAAUAA